AUGCGCGUCGAAAUCGUGGUUUCUUUGUUGUGGUUGGCGCCCACUGUCUCAUGCCACGGUGCAGUCACGAGCUACACCAUUGAUGGAAAGGUUCACCCAGGGUAUGAGGGCUUUGCUCCAGCGACAUCUCCGCCGACGAUCCAAUGGCAAUGGGAAGACCCGCGGUAUUACUGGCUGAUUCCAAGACCACAGCCCGACUACAACCCCACGAUGAACGUCAAUGAUAUAAAAAUGCGCUGCAAUGGCGGCAGUUCAGCAGACCUGACGGCAACCUUGAAAGUAGGCACCAAUAUUACAGCUAAUUGGAAGCAGUGGACUCAUGCUCAGGGUCCUGUGAUGGUCUGGCUGUACGAUUGCGGUGGCGAUUUCAAGAGUUGCAGAGGUGACAAGCAGGCUUGGUUCAAGAUCGAUCAAAUGGGUCUCUGGGGCAGUAAUCUCAACAGCGAAAAUUGGGGGACAGCAAUCGUGCUUAAGCAGCUCAAAUGGUCGAACAAGAUACCCAGUAACCUCAAGCCUGGAAAAUACCUCCUUCGACACGAAUUGCUCGCUCUCCACCAAGCCAAUACCCCUCAAUUCUACGCCGAGUGUGCGCAAGUUGUGAUAGAGGGAUCCGGCACGGCGCAGCCUCCAUCUCCCUUCAUGAAAAGCAUACCAGGAUACGCGCCGCAGAAUGACCCUGGCAUCACCAUCGACAUAUACCAAGGAGGACGCACGUCUUAUGACCCGCCCGGGGGUGCUGUGUGGUCUGGAUUCGAAUAG
Messenger RNA from Colletotrichum gloeosporioides, 759 nucleotides. RefSeq names its product Endoglucanase-7. The record is from RefSeq and is a predicted model, not a curated record. Bases 1 to 759 code for a protein of 252 amino acids. Lineage: Eukaryota; Fungi; Ascomycota; Sordariomycetes; Glomerellales; Glomerellaceae. The transcript has 3 exons.